Molecule: messenger RNA, 2378 nt
Organism: Tyto alba (common barn owl)
Lineage: Eukaryota; Metazoa; Chordata; Aves; Strigiformes; Tytonidae
Product: protein ELYS-like
Exons: 13
Coding region: 1-1737 (578 amino acids)
Source: RefSeq, a predicted model, not a curated record
AUGUGUUUUCAGUCUUCUGCUGGACCUUUGCUUAAGUCCUCUUGCGUUUCUCUUCCAGGGAGCCAUGGCCUGGCGUGGCAGGCGUGUGGUCCUCAACUCCAGGCGGUGAGCUCUGUGACAGGAGCGCGGCUCUCUGCGUACCGUUUCCAGGGAGCAAAUAAACAGCCUCCCACUGUGCAUGUGGUAAAGGAGUUUUCCUGGCAGAAGAGAACUGGGCUGCUGGUUGGCUUGGAAGAAGCAGAGGGAAGCGUUCUCUGUCUGUACGACCUUGGAAUAUCAAGAGUGGUUAAAGGCGUGGCUCUUCCAGGAAGGGUAACUGCUGUAGAGCUCAUAACUAAUCACGGAGGCAUCACCAGUGCGAGCGCUCGGCACCUACAUCCGAGCCUGCAAUGGCUCUUUGGCGUGGCAGCAGUGGCUACAGAUGUUGGCCACCUACUUCUGGUUGACCUUUGCUUGGAUAAUUUAUCUUGCAGUCAGAAUGAAAGAGAAGCAUCGGAUCUGGAAGUUGCCAGUGGAAUUCCUGUGGGAGUUCCAAAGAGAAGAAAAACUGUGGCCAGAGAAGGGAGACAUCUCUGUUUUCAAUUACAAAAUCCUUCGGGAACAGCAGUAUCAACCCUGAGCUACAUAAGCAGAAGCAAUCAUCUCGUCGUGGGUUUUUCCGAUGGCUACCUGUCACUGUGGAACAUGAAAACGUUGAAGAGGGAGGACCACUCUCAGCUUGCAGGAGGAAGGAUUCCUGUCUAUGCUGUCACUUUUCAAGAGCCUGAAAAGGAUCCUCGCAACUGUUGCUACUUGUGGGCUGUUCAGUCUACCCAAGAAAGUGAAGGUGACGCUGUGAGUUUACAUCUGUUGCAGUUACUAUUUCAUGAGAGAAAACGCCUGGCAUCAGGACAGGUCAUGUACGAGGGUUUGGAAUACUGUGACGAAAGGUUCAGUUUAGAUCUCACGUGUGGAGUCUUUCCCUGGAGAGGGCCGACCGGCAAUACCAAAUUUCUGAGCUGCCAGACUGUAGAAAAAUUUCCCAAGCCGGUUGACGGAGAGGAUAGCGUUAAUGAAGUAAUAUCUCCUGAGACCAGUGUAUCAGUCUUCAGCUGGCAAGUGAAUACGUAUGGUGAGGGAAAGCCAUCUACUUACUUGGGUGUAUUUGACAUUAACCGCUGGUAUCACGCUCAAAUGCCAGAUUCACUGAGGCCGGAAGAACUCCUUCACGACUGCCCCUAUUUUGCGCUGUGGUCACUGGAUACUGGACUAAGUAUGACUUCUCCAAGCCUCGUUUUGGAUAUUCGAGUACGUGAGCAGAGUCUCUGUCGCGGAGUGCCUCCUUCCUAUCCACCACCUGAUCAGUUUUUUAAUCCAAGCUCCUAUAAUUUUGAUGGUACGUGCUUGCUGAACUCCGGAGUUGUCCAUAUGACUUGCACCAGCUUCCAGAAGGAGAAUGAUCGCCAUCCUCGCUUCAGAGAGGGGGCAUGUGCCAGAAAGUCUGAAUUACGCCCAUAUCGGAAGAUCCUUCCUAGAGUUCAAAGGCAGCUGGCUGCAGAGAGAGCCAGGCCUUACCAUUUGCCUUCGUCGGCCUUAAGAGGAGUUGCGAGACCAAAGCCAGUAUCAAGAGCAAGAAAACCAGCCAAUUCAGGAUAUCUGGAUAUCAUAGCAACUUUCAUGAGUAAUGUGUUAUCCAGAAUUGGAGCAGCAUGGGCAGGAAAUGAGCAGAAAACCUUUUCCUCACGAUAUGAUAGGUAACCAACGAUGAUAUAGCACUGCCUGGGGAUUCAUGGGAGCAUCAUCAUGGAAUGGCGGAGGAUGCAUCGUCUGAGACUAGAGAUAAGGCAACUGUGCUUACUCUGAGCAAUCCUGAGGAGGAUCGUGCUGAAGUGGAAGCGUUUUCAAAAAGCAUACCUGGAGAUGGUUUGGAGAAAAUGGAUGUCAGCAAAGAAAACAGCAACUUCUCUGCCCGUUCAGACCAAACUACUUUGGAGUAUCACGAUGCAAAAUCACCUGGCGGUUUUUCAUCUGUUCCCAUGUGCCGAAUCGCAAAUAGCUUAGCUGUUGAUUUCUGGUGGCGAAAAAACAAGCUACAGGCAGCAGCCAGCCCGUGUUUUCUCAUGAGUUGAUAGGCAGUGCUUUUCACCUCUUAGUCUAGGCCAAUCUGAAAAUACUAUGAAAUUGUAGACUCUCAAGUAAGAAGGUAGCAGUUUUUUCUUAUUUUGUUGGUACUUUUGUCUUCUGUGCAAAACUUGCAGGUUUCCAAUCCAGGAAUGCUUUUUUUUUUCUUGGCAAAGUAGUCCAGGUAACGAGUCUCUUGGAUGUGCUUGGAGAUAAAUGUUCUGUGGUUCCUGUUGAAUUCAAGCCGUUCCUAAAAUAAAAUGUGUUUUUCAAAGCCC